UCGUCCCACCUGGGCCUGGACGUUGUUGCUGCCUCAAGACGUUGGAAUGAUUGUUCAACGAAAACGUUAAAUAAUGUGUGCAAAAUGGGCUGUGCAGUGGAUUCCCUCGAUCUUUCACAAUAGUGCGUGGGCCCAUGAAAAGGGAUAUGAGUGUGUAAAAAAGCCUGAAUGUGUAUGCGAAUUUUUGUGUGCGCGAGUGUACGUGUGUGAGCGGUUUCUCCCCAGUGCAAAUCGAAAGCUUUUUGUCAACUGUAACUGAUCCUUUCUUUCCCCUAAUGCCAUAAUGAAAAAAUCAAACAAAAAUAAGGAACAGCUGCUAGUCCGAUAGCCGCCAUGAGGCGAGUGAAGAAAGCUUCCAUACGAUGCUCGGCACUCACACAUCCGGCGUUGAAAUGAAAAGCGAACGAACGUUAAGGAGCAAACGGCAGCACCGACGGAAAAGGGAACCGAUAUAAUAACAGACAACGCAGGCCAAAGGAAGAAAAUGAGCACGCAGCCCCCAGCAAGCAAGGGGAAGACGACGAAGUAAAAAAACAGAACGCCCUCGCCGUGUCUGGUGAAAUUAACGAUACAAUAGCUACCGAUCCACCCGCCGACCCGCUAUCACCAUGCGCGACCCAGUGAAAGAUUGAUAGCACAAACGUGACCUUUUUCUCGCCGGUGUUGCUGCUGCUGCUGGCAAACGAGCAGCGCAGGGUAGCUGUGAAAGGUUUUUUUUGGGGGAAGAUUUCGCACCGUUUUCCGAUGUCAUUUUUGAAACGCGCCUCCGCUAUACCGUCUUUCAUUCCCCGUGGAAAGAUCUCGGGGGGCUCGUAACAGGCAGUCCCGGGUCAGGUUCAUAAUGAACCUAGCGGAUUGCGUUCGUUCGUUCGGUCUCGGGAUAAUUAAUUUCAUCCAUCCUGGGUGCAACCGGGUAUGAGGAGAGACCAUCCUUUUUACUGCCACCAUCGAAACCUCGUUCGGUGUGUUUGGCGUGUACUGACCCGGUUUCCAAUAUCGGGAAAACUUUUGCUCACCGCGUGGGUGACACGCGUAAUGGACGCCAGCGUCGGGGCUACACCGGCGUUAUUUAUGUAGCUUAAAUUUAUCACAGCUCACGACGCAUGUUGUUUGUUCGGGCUGAAACCUUAAAGCUUCUAGGAAAUUGCUCGCCUGCUUGCCGGGGGCAAUGCGCAUUGGAUUGGAGUUUAGAUUGUUUUUUGUUUUGCUUGUUUGUUCAAGCAUUCUGCUAUUUUUAUUUUAUAAAGAAUGAACCACCAGCGAAAGACCAUUCAACUGUUGCUCUUGUUAGGGUGGUGUUGGUUUUAUUUUCUUUUUUAUUUGCCCUAGCAAUAAACCUUCACUCCUGUGGAUGAUGGUUUUAUUUCUCGCCGUUAAACUGAUAGAGGGCAAGAGUAAAAGGUAGGAUGGCCAGGGAAAAAAACCACCAACCCUCCCACAGAAACUUCGCUGACCUCCAGAGCAUUCAGGAUAGGACGGUGGUUAAAACAUCAAGCAAACAAUGAUAGAUCGUUCCGACGAUCAUCAAAAUUCCACUCAGCUUUGCAACAUGACCGACAAACAGUGGCCUUUCCUUUCCGGGAAAGCGGACGAAGAGUGUGUGGCAAAACGGGCCUAAUAAAUAGGACAAAUCGGCUGGACAGGCACCGUGUCCACCACGACCACGACAUGCAGUCGUGCGCCACUCACGUAAUCGUAGCGAGGUGUUUGACCUUCGAGUGCGUGUGAUGCCAUCGCACUGUCCAAACAACGUAGCCGGAUGGGGACAGCUGAGGGCGCCACGUGCUACAAUGUAGCGUCUGGGAUGACAUUAUUGAUAACAUUUGGCUGUGCCUAGAUUUGGAUAAAACUGAAUUGAAAGUUAGUUCUUCUAUUCUAUUGUAACUGAAUUACGCGCCAAGAUUUUUCCAUAUGCUUUUUGUUAAAUUUUGAUAAUUUAGAAGAAAUGUUCAUCAUAUUUACCUAGUGGUUGCCUUUUAAAAGCAUUCAAAGCAAAGCAACAGAGUGGAAAUAUUACCUCAUCUAAGAUAGAAAAAAUAAUUUAAGUUUUACAAAAACAUUAAAUGUUAAUAGACGGGUGUAAAGAAUCUGUUUCGAAGGCCAUGUUAUGGACACGAUAUGAGUGAAAUGAAAUGAAGUGAAAAAUUACCAGGAAGUAUCGAAACGACGAGAACCAAUAAAAUGCCAUGGAAUGCAAUAAUGUAAUACAAUGUGCUUCACAAUUGCACUGAUUACAAUUGAAAUAUAAGAGAAUCUCACCGCAGAAUACGUGAUGUGUGAUAAUGCACCAACAAUAAUAUAACAACAAUGUUCUGCGUUCCUUCCAUGAUAAUUUUUAAUUCAAUAACGUGCGCUUAUUUCAUUUCGUGUUCAAAGAGCAUUUUAAUGAUUCAAUGGAUUCGUUCAAUGGAAUUAAGUGUAUGAGUAUAAAAAAUAUAUUAUUAAAUUGCAGAACAAAGAACAAAGCGUCCACACAGUUUUACAUUACAUGGUUUAUGCUUUCACUGUUAAAAGAAUCGCAUAAGAAUGGAUGGGAAAAAAUUACGCUCGUUUUCAUUUACAUUCGCAACAUCAAGCCAUAUGCUAGGACGGAAGAAUGUGUUUACCAUCAAUACAGUGUGCCGCCUUGCCGGCCCCUACUCACAUACCACCAUUUGCGAUUCUUGCCGUUAUGGAAUUACGGCUCCAAAACCGGUUUGAUGCUAUUUCAACCCCUACCCGCGAACUACUCAUACACAUGAGCGGAGAGUAGCGAAUGCAAUGGACCUGCAAAAGAGAAGAUUGCAGCCGGUUCGCGGACGGAUCCGCACACACAGGGGUUUAUUUAUUUGCAUUUCCACCGUGUUUCCGAUCAUGAAACAAUGAAACCUUAAUGCAAUUAGCUUGUUCCACUGAUUUGUAAAGCAGGAAUGGGGUGGAGCGGGUAUUGGGUUCGAUUUUCCACACGAAUCACUCGCGAAAAUUCGUUUCACGGGCCGGCCGGGUGGGCAUAGCGUGGGUUGCUGGGAGCGACUACACAGCUCGGCAUCAUUUCUCCUUUCUCCUUAGGUGGCGCGCUGCACACCGCCGCAGAGACUCUCUUUCCAAUCGACAAGGGGGCCGCUGCUUUCUUGUCUCUCUUGAUGGUUUGUAUAAACGACCGAACGGGCCGAGCGACCCGGGCGGGCUUUUGGCGCACCCAUUCGUAGGGUCUUAGUGCGUCGGUUCAGACACACGCGAGAGCCGCUGGAGAGGUCGCGGCUAGUUCAAGCGAUAAAGCUCCACCGUGCGGGAUGUGGCCGCCUAAACUCUAGCGUGUGGGCAUGGUGAUUGACAAACGGCGGUCAACCACAGUGCCAUUCUUGCACAGCCAGCAUCGGCAAACUCUUGGCAGUGUUCUGGUACUGGUAUCACCCGGUCUGGCAUCGACCGACGGCACCGGUGUUGCGCAGUGAAUAAAAAGGCCGCAAAACGGAUGACAAUUUGGAAAGUGAGCAAGUGAAAGUGCAGCCAACUUUCGGGCCCAUUGCCGUACGUGACACAGAUGCACGUACGCGUGAAACGGUCAAAUUGGGGAGGAACAUGGUCAGGGCCGGUCAUCAGUGUGCUGGCAGUUCUACUGCUAUCGUGCUGUGUGACUCCGGGCCUGCCAGAGGGCAUCAAGCUACCUGAUCAAACCUCUGGCGCGAGCAACGGUGGACCUCAGCUUCCGCCGCAACAACCGCCUGCAGUCGGCGAAGAGCGGCGACAGGGCAAGAACCUGUUCGACUUUAUCGGGCUUGGAACCGGUGGUAAUGUGGAUCCCUAUCUGGCACGCACGAACGCGCAGUGCUUGAACGGAGAGCUGGCCGAAUGCUUCAAGUCCCAGGCCCUGCAGACGUUCGGCGAAUUCUUCGACAAGGAUCAGUACCAACUCACCAGCGAUGCUAGGCUUGUUCGGCUACCAGAAACACAGCUCCGGUCACUGGCACAGGAAGGCUACGAGUUUGUGGGCGAAUCGAGACACUCUGACUCCGAGUGGGAGCUGUUGUACAAGUACGCCCUUAGGCGACUGGAGCGUUUUGUCAAGUCGACGGCGCUGGAAUUCCACAUCCCCGACGACAUCACCGAGGAAGGACGGUACUCUGCGCGCUUCAUCGACGAAAUUUCUGACGAGAUUGACGUAAUAGAGGACAAGAAGGCGCCGCUGUUUACUCGGCAUCGGCUAAAGAAGAUCUUCAUUCCACUGCUGCUGAUACUGAAGGUGUUCAAGCUGAAGCUGCUCCUGUUCCUGCCUCUCGUGCUGGGACUGGCUAGCUUUAAAAAGUUGCUCGGCUUUCUGGCCAUCGUUGUGCCGGGUGUGAUUGGGUAUCUGAAGCUGUUCAAACCAAACCAGAGCUGCUGCACGAACGACAUCUUCUCCGGUGGCUAUCAGCCGCAGUACUCGCCACAGGGCCUUGGUUCGAUCGGCUACAGCCCGUUCAAGGAGUACGCCGGGCAGAAUCACUACUCUCGGCCAGAUGUCGGUGGGUAUGCCUCGCCGUACGGUAACUACUAUCGGGACUCGGGACGGGCCGAUCUGCAAGGCGGCAAUGUUAAGUUUGGAGAUGAUCUCGCUUACCAAGGCUACUCGGAGCAGUAUCGUAGCAGCGGCAAGGACGUUAAGGCUGAGAGCUAAACGCAGGCAGUCGGGGAAGUUGUCAUAUUUUGUAUCGUGCAUCACAUCGUUUUCAUUCUUGCGUGUUAAUGCCAUGCUAGUGUAAAUAUUUAUGACGUGUAAAAUAAAGUAAUCAAUUCGUGA
Molecule: messenger RNA, 4759 nt
Organism: Anopheles coluzzii
Lineage: Eukaryota; Metazoa; Arthropoda; Insecta; Diptera; Culicidae
Gene: Osi2
Exons: 3
Coding region: 3524-4636 (370 amino acids)
Source: RefSeq, a predicted model, not a curated record